Molecule: messenger RNA, 1038 nt
Organism: Scedosporium apiospermum
Lineage: Eukaryota; Fungi; Ascomycota; Sordariomycetes; Microascales; Microascaceae
Product: Haloacid dehalogenase-like hydrolase
Exons: 2
Coding region: 1-1038 (345 amino acids)
Molecular function (GO): phosphatase activity
Source: RefSeq, a predicted model, not a curated record
AUGACUCUUAAAACAGACUUCCCCCCAAUUCGGGCCUGUCUCUUCGACAUGGACGGCCUCCUCCUCAACACCGAAGACCUCUACACAGACUGCAUAAACGCCGUCCUCGAACGAUACAACCGCCCCCGCCUCCCCUGGUCCAUCAAAGCCAAGCUCCAAGGCCGCCCCGGCCCCGAAGCCGCCCGCCUCUUCCAAGACUGGGCCAACCUGCCCAUCGAUGAACCCGAGUACAUCAGCCAGCUCUCGUCGCACCAGCGCCGGUUAUUCCCCCUCGCGGAGCCCCUUCCCGGCGUGUCGAGGCUGCUCUCCGACCUCGGCCGCACCCGCUACUUCGAGGUGAAGAAAGACGAGGACUCGCGGAGGAGAGUACACAUCGCUCUUGCGACGAGCUCGCACACGACGAAUUACAAGCUGAAGACGGACCACUUGACCGAGCUGUUUAGCGUGUUCGAGUCGCCGAGGAAGGUGCUGGGCGAUGAUCCCCGCAUCGCCAAGGGGAGGGGAAAGCCGCUUCCGGAUAUUUUCUUGCUGGCGUUGAGGACCAUCAACGAGAGCUUGCCCGAGGGCGAACCUCCCGUCAAGCCCGAGGAGUGCCUCGUCUUUGAGGACAGCGUCCCUGGUGUCGAGGCUGGAAGGAGGGCGGGUAUGAGGGUGGUUUGGGUGCCGCACGACGGUUUGUUGGAGGAGUACAGCGGAAGGGAGGCGGAGGUGCUGGCUGGCAGGACCGGAGAGGCGGGCGACGUCGAUUUGCAUCAGCUUGGCGAGCUUGGCGAUGGCUGGGCUGACAUGUUGGCGACUUUGGAGAACUUUCCAUACGAGCGAUACGGCAUGACCAUUCCCGAUCCGGCUGUUGAGAAGGAGGAGUGCAUGACCGAGAGGGUCAAUGGCGAGGUCAUCGUUGAGCGUGUUAACGGCAAGGCCAACGGUGUCAACGGUGUCAACGGCGUUAAUGGCGUUAAUGGCGUCAACGGCACUGCCAACGGCCACAUUAAUGGCAAUGUCAAUGGCGUGAAUGGCAAGGUGAACGGCAAUGCUUAA